This is a messenger RNA of Mus pahari (shrew mouse), 2131 nucleotides long. RefSeq names its product serine protease inhibitor A3K-like. Gene Ontology annotation, molecular function: serine-type endopeptidase inhibitor activity. Bases 108 to 1427 code for a protein of 439 amino acids. Lineage: Eukaryota; Metazoa; Chordata; Mammalia; Rodentia; Muridae. The transcript has 6 exons. The record is from RefSeq and is a predicted model, not a curated record. Gene Ontology annotation, biological process: negative regulation of endopeptidase activity.
AGGCAAGCCAACAACCCUGAACAUCAGGAGUCAGCUAUCACCGAGGCUAUUAGCUGGCUGGUACCAUCUGCAGGAGGACUUCCAAGCCUCCUGAGGUACAAAGCACCAUGCUGUUCCCUGGCAGGGCUGAGACAACUUUCCACUCCUGGAGAACAGAGAAGAUGGCCUUCAUUGUAGCUAUAGGGAUGAUCUUAAUGGCUGGGAUCUGUCCUGCUGUCCUAUGCUUCCCAGAUGGCACAAGGGAAAUGGACACUGUAUUCCAUGAACACCAAGAUAAUGGGACACAACUGGACAGUCUCGCAUUGGCCUCCAUCAACACUGACUUUGCCUUCAGCCUGUACAAGAAGCUGUCUUUGAAGAAUCCAGAUAAAAAUAUUGUCUUCUCCCCACUUAGUAUCUCAGCUGCCUUGGCCCUCGUGUCCCUGGGAGCCAAGGGCAAGACCCUGGAAGAGAUUCUAGAAGGUCUCAAGUUCAAUCUCACAGAGACCUCUGAAGCAGACAUCCACCAGGGCUUCGGGCACCUCCUACAGAGCCUCAGCCAGCCAGAGGACCAGGACCAGAUAAACCUAGGCAAUGCCAUGUUUAUUGAAAAGCACCUGCAGAUCCUGGCAGAAUUCCAUGAGAAGACAAAGUCUCUGUACCAGAUUGAGGCCUUCACAGCAGACUUCCAGCAGCCUGCUGAGGCCAAAAAGCUCAUCAAUGACUAUGUGAGCAAUCAGACCCAGGGGAUGAUCAAGGAACUGAUGUCAAAACUGGAUAAGGAUACAUCAAUGGUGCUGGUAAACUACAUCUACUUUAAAGGCAAAUGGGAGACAUCCUUUGAUCCCCAGGACACAUUUGAGUCUGAGUUCUACUUGGAUGAGAAGAGAUCUGUGAAGGUGCCGAUGAUGAAAAUGAAGUUCCUGACCACACCCUACUUCUGGGAUGAUGAGCUGUCCUGCUCUGUGGUGGAGCUGAAGUACACAGGAAAUGCCAGUGCCCUGUUCAUCCUCCCUGACCAGGGCAGGAUGCAGCAGGUGGAAGCCAGCUUACAACCAGAGACCCUGAGGAAAUGGAAAAACUCUCUGAAGCCCAGAUUGAUAGGUGAGCUCUCCCUGCCCAAGUUCUCCAUCUCUACUGACUACAGGCUGCAUGAGGUCCUUCCAGAGCUGGGGAUUAAGAAAGUCUUCUCCAAAGAAGCUGACCUGUCUGGGAUCACAGAAGCCAAGAAACUGAGUGUGUCUCAGGUGGUCCACAAGGCUGUGCUGGAUGUGGCUGAGACAGGCACAGAAGCAGCUGCUGCCACAGGGGCCAGUGCUGGCUCUCGUAGUACCAUAUUCCAACCUAUGACUCUGUGUUUCAACAGGCCAUUCCUGAUGGUUAUCUCUCACACAGGUGCUCAGAGUAUCCUUUUUAUGGCCAAAUUCACUAACCCCCAGAAGACCUAAAGCUCCCCAAGUUCUCAUGAUUCUGCCCAGGGCUCUGGGACAGAGCCUGCAUGUCGAUUUCUAUAUACACCCUGGCAUUCAAGCUCUGAUUGGCUGUUGCAAAGUUGGCUUAGACGGUGACAUUGACUAUCUCUGUGGCUACCACAUGCACAGGAUACUUUGUACUGUCAGUGUCAGGCCCUUGGGCCUCUUGGGAGCAUCUGUGCAUAUUUCUGAACCUGGAAUCUGUCUUUAUUCUUCUUCCCUGGUGACUCCUCCUUAUAUAUCUGUACCCCAAACCUAGGCAUUUGCAAAUACAGCGUUCCAAUACCGGCUUUGAGCACAUCUGCUUGCACAGUCUUGAUGGGAUCAUGCUGGCCUCUGGGCCAACCGAUGAGAAUCAGGCCCAGGACUGUGAAGGGAACCUGUUGCCCUGAAUAUCAUUCCAGCAUCUGAGAAGGCCUGGUGCCAUGCUCUUAGGUUAUGUUUUCCCUCUGAAGGCUUUGCCACUCAGUGCCCCUUACAGGGUCCCCUGACCCUGCCUACAGUUAGAGCCCAAACCCCUGCAGCUGCGUGGGACUGAGGGUCAGACCAGCUUCUCUUCCCCUGGCACUCCUUUUCAGCCUCUAUGUAAGAUCCCAGCUGACCAACCUCACACAAAAGAUGAACAUCACCAAAUAAAAUAGGAGGCAGGAACAAAGGAUCAAUAAACAUAAACCUGCACA